Molecule: messenger RNA, 1710 nt
Organism: Penicillium argentinense
Lineage: Eukaryota; Fungi; Ascomycota; Eurotiomycetes; Eurotiales; Aspergillaceae
Exons: 5
Coding region: 1-1710 (569 amino acids)
Biological process (GO): endoplasmic reticulum to Golgi vesicle-mediated transport; intra-Golgi vesicle-mediated transport; endocytosis
Cellular component (GO): Golgi apparatus
Molecular function (GO): metal ion binding; GTPase activator activity
Source: RefSeq, a predicted model, not a curated record
AUGUCUGCCCGGAGACCUACCCCUGGACAGGCCGCGCAGAACUCGCAGACGAUCAAGAGUCUGUUGAAACUCGAGGCCAACAAAGUUUGCGCAGAUUGCAAGAGAAAUAAGCAUCCACGAUGGGCGUCCUGGAACCUGGGUAUCUUUAUCUGCAUUCGCUGCUCGGGUAUUCACCGAGGCAUGGGUACUCACAUUAGUCGGGUCAAGUCGGUCGAUCUGGACGCCUGGACCGACGAACAACUCCAGAGUGUGAUUAAAUGGGGCAAUGCAAGGGCCAACAGGUACUGGGAAGCCAAAUUGGCGCCCGGCCACGUUCCGUCCGAUGCGAAAAUUGAGAACUUCAUUCGCACAAAGUACGAGUCGAAGCGCUGGGUCAUGGAUGGCGGCAUGCCUGAUCCAUCUACCCUGGACGAGGGAGACGAUGAUGUGCCUCUUGCGGUUGUACAGGAAAAGGCGAAGAUCGAACGCUCUGCCUCUCAACGAGUCGCACCUCCACCUCAACCCGCCCGCCAGCAAGCCUCCAUUGACCUGUUCGGUGAUGAUGAGAUGUUUUCCGCUCCGCCUCGACCGAACACGACCGAACCGGCUUCUCGCGCACCACCGCCACCGAGACAGGCCCAACCUGCGCAACAGAAAACUCAUAAACCAGCUGAUUCUCUACUCGGCCUAGACUUCUUUGGCAGUACUCAACCGUCUACUGGCAGCCGGCCCAGCAGCACCGCAUCAACCCCCGCUGCGCCAAGCGGUGUAUCUCGCCCGGACCUGAAGCAGUCCAUCUUGUCUCUCUAUGCGAAGCCGCAGCCGCAGCCGCAGCCGGCACCGGUUCAACAUGAGCGCACCAACUCCUUUGGCGAUAUGGCUUCUCCACAGGCCCCCUCUUCGUCCUCGAACAUGGGCGCGUUGACCGACGCUUUUAGUGGAUUGAGCUUCCCAUCCACCACCUCUCCUCCUCCUGCCAAGCCAGCCGAAAAGCCUUCUCCAUUUGCCAAUCUUACAAACUUCGGCAGCGCUAAGUCGACUCCCGCGGCUCCCAAGGUCACAUCCCCUGCCGGAUUCGCCAGCGGCGAUCUGUUCGCAAGCCUGACCUCUCCAACCAUGUCUGCGCCGAAGUCUCAGUCCCGGAACACCUCGAUUUCCUCGAGCUCGCAAGACCUCGGAUUCGGCGGGUUUGCCUCGCCGCCUCCCCAGCCGAAGCCCAAUCCUCCGUCUUCAUCACUCUCUAACGACCUAUUCGGUCUCUCCUCGCCGCCGCCUUCGGCACCCGCCGCGCCUCCCAAGCCUACCGUGAACUCACCGCAACAAGAAAUGAGCUCGGCCUUCAAUAUUUCAAGCCCUCCUGUGCGGUCUACCCCUCUUCCCAAGCCUGAGGUUCCCGCUGCGACGGCCGCCGCCGCAGGCAUGAUAGAUCCAUGGGGAGGCAAUGCCUGGAGCACUCCCGACCCGGUUCCGGCUCCUGCUCCUGCUCCCGCCCCGUCCGCGGCAUCUAUGAUGAAGGUCCCGGACACUUUAACCGCCAACGACAUUGGCAGCGGCUGGGGCGCACCCGCACCCAAGCCCACUCCCACCGUGGCCGCGGACGAAGACUUCGGUGGUUGGACCAGCGCAGCUCCCAUCACCUCUUCCACGACUACGACGACCAACACUACCUCUACCAAGCCGGCUGGCGGGUUUGGCGGGGCAGACGACCUCUUCUCCAACGUCUGGGAGUAA